Molecule: messenger RNA, 5424 nt
Organism: Linum trigynum
Lineage: Eukaryota; Viridiplantae; Streptophyta; Magnoliopsida; Malpighiales; Linaceae
Source: the annotation of a GenBank genome assembly
UCCUCCAUGUCAGACUCCAUCGCCGGUAUUUCCGCUGGUGAGGCGUACGGAUCGGCGAUGGAUGAAAAGACGAAUUGGGCGAGUCAUGUCCUGGCAGUGGCAGUGUUUCUGUUUCUCCUCACAGCUCUCACCUCUCCGGUGUCGAUGAUUCGACAAGUCGUCAGUGUAGUCUCUGCUUUUUCGUCGUCGAGACGCAAUACCCAGAUCAAAAUUGAGGGAGAGGAGAAAGGUCUGACCUUGUUCAAACCUGCUGUGGUUAACAAGGUGGAUGAGUUGCUGGGAGAAUUGCUGGUGGAGAUCCUGUCUCGCCUCCCCGCUAGAGAUCUGUUACAGCUCAGGUCCGUCUGUAGAAAUUGGAAUGCCAUAAUUUCAAGCCCUUCCCUGGUUUCCAUGCACCUUAGAAACUACACCAACGGCGCGGCUGGCUCUGCCUCUCAGUUCCUGAUGGUAAGCGAGAAUGAAUUUUAUGAUCGCGACGCUCUGAUUAAGCUGUUCUCUCCUGAUCAUCACGGUGAUCAUGUUGAGUACCUGGAAAGUGAAAUGCCUGUUGUCACCGGACCUUGCAACGGCAUAUUUCUAAUGGCCCGUAACAAGACGAAAGACUUCGUUCGCCUGUGUAACCCAGCAACUGGCAAAUCUAGGAAAAUCGCGGUACCGCCGGUCAGGAGAAACACCGAACUACACUACUACGACAGCUAUGGGUUCGGGCUAGACCCAGCGUCAAAUGAUUUCAAGAUAGUUAUGAUUCGACACUUUUCGAUGCCGUACGCUGACCGCGUCUCCGUUAUUAUAGCCAGCUGCUCUCCCGAAUUCCCUGCACAAGUGAUGGUGUACACACCGGGCACCGAUACUUGGAGGGAGCUGGAAGAGUUGCGGCUUAGCCUUCGUCUACUCCAAGUCGUCCAGUCUUACAAUUACUUGAAUGGGUUCUUUUACUGGGUGUGCAUAUCUCCUGCUGCAGCACUGGCAUUCGACCUCGAGAACGAGGUAUUUCGCGUGGUGAACGACCCGGUGCCCGUAAACUGUUAUAACAUGUUUACUCAGGGUUAUCGGAAACAGCUUCUCGUGUACAAGGAUGCGCUUGCUUUGUUUCUUCUCCGGGAGAGUACCGGUGGUUAUGACCUGUGGUUACUGAGUGAAGAAUGGUGCUGGAUCAAACACUCGACUGCUGCUCCGUUUAUUCCACCUAUUGUGAGUACGGAGGCUGCUGCUGAUGAUGAUGCUGAGGAGGAUUUGAUGCGAGAAGACCCUUUUAUGUUAGCGGUUGGGUGGUGGAGGGACGAUGAGCUUAUUCUUGUUAGGGAUUCUGGUGGUGUCUCUAAAAUUCAUGAGUUGCUACUGUUCGACCCUGUUACUCAGGCCACUAAAGUUGUCGCAGAUGAUAUUUGUGUAGCUCGCAGGGUUCUUGUUUACAAAGAAAGCUUGGUCAGUGUGGGGUGAAAGCUCCUGGGGCGAUCGCAUUUUGCAUGCAGAGCUAGGAUGAGAAUGCUACAUUGCUACUCUAGGACCUUUCAGCUGGGCUUGCGAGUUCUUAUCCAUGACUAGAAUCAAUACCCGUGGCUACUAUGACAUAAACUUGCACUAACAUGGCUGAAAGACAAUAAAAAUGAUAUGCAUUUGUAACAAGUGUUAAACAAUAGUUCGCUUUUGAUAUCUUGGCAAAGCAGAAUGACUUUUUUUUAUUAUGUUGAAUCUAAUUAAAACAUACUAUGACAUAAUCUAGUUAAACCACCUGCUGUGAAGACGGAUGUUGCUGCUGUGAUCGUUGCUACUACUUGUGCUGAGGAGUGGAAUCGAGAAGAACCUUUUAUGUUUGCGGUAGGGUGGUGGAGGGACGAUGUGCUUGUUCUUGCUAGGGGUUUUGGUAGCUCUAGAAUCCAUGAGUUGCUCUUGUUCGACCCUGCUACUCAGGCCAUUAAACUUGUCUCAGAUGAUAUUUGUGCAGCUCGCAGGGUAUUGGUUUACAAAGAAAGCUUGGUCAAUGUGGGGUGAGAAAUUGCUAGGUUGGAUUGGCAAGUUUGGCAGUGGGAGUGUGGGACAUCUUUUUCAGGUUUUUGCUGCCAACUGGAAAUGAAUUAUGAGCUAGUAUCAGGAUUGGUAUUGAAUUUGUUGUUGCCUGUGUUACUGUGUAUAUAUGUUUGAGUGUAUAUAUAUCUCAAACAGAAUAGCCAUGGGAUAAAUUUAAAUGAUCAAAGACACAUAUUUUGUAAAUUGUAAUGAUCUUGUGGUGGAGCUCUUGUACAAUUUACAGUUUUUGCUAGUUCGACAGAGCUUUAUCACUAACUAGCUAUCCAUUUUUACUGGGAAUGUACGAUGCAAAUAUUGAGAAUAGACAUUUAUUCAUAUAUGAAGCAUAAGAUUGUAAAUUUGAGUAUUGUAAUUGACAAAGAUGAAUCUUAUUCCUAUCACUACUAUAUGGAGAUUCUCCAUCAAAAUAUGGUCUAUUCAAAAUUUUCAGCCUUAUGAGAGUUUGUAGGAAGGACAUUUGUGUCAUUUAAACUAUUAAAACAAUCUUAAAAAAUAUUAAAGCAUUUUCAGUUUUGGCCCCAUGCCACGUACUCCCAACUGAAAGGAGAGGUUGUCCACGUCAGCCACCUUCCUUCGGUUUCCGCACCCGCCCCUUCUCUUUUAUAUCCACUGUUUUCUUUACCCGUCCAAUUAUUAAACAACUUCAUCAAUCUCCAGAGUCUCAAUCGCUCACAAUCUCAAAGGCGCUUUAUCCAAUGGAAAUUCUCCCCGUCGGCGGCCGCCACAUCAUCCUAACUUCCAUAGAAAGGGCUCUCUGGUGACGUUUCCAACUCUUCAAACUUCGUUCGAUCCGCAUUGGCUAUUGCUAUAGUUAAGUUUUGAAUUGAUAUCCCCUGAUGAAGGGCGACAACCGCCUGCUGCCCCGAUUCCCACAUCAAUAUGUCUUUCUCAACCAUGUACAGCGGGGUAUCGCUUGGAGGAGUUGCGCCACCGAUUCGCCUUCGCCACCAGUCCCAAUUCUUCUCAAGCGAAGUCCUCCAUUCACCGUCUCCUUUCCCAUGUUUGAACUGCACUCUCUGUUUCCAUCUUCCUUCUAAUAACUUUUAGUUUUGUUCGCAGGUUGAAAAUUUGUUUAAUUCUGGCCAACAUCUUCAGUCAAUUUGUGUCUCUUGAGUUUUGGCUCUUUUCUAAUUUUCCCUCCCGUCUUCCAUUGUUAGAAUACCCAAAGGGAAAUACUAUCGGGUGAGUUUCAUUUGAUAAUUACAUUGAUCAAAUCUAAUUUUUUUAUUUAAAUUAUUUUAGGGCCACAAUAUCUUACAUGCAUAUAUCAUUAUCUCUUUCACAUGAUGGUAUUUUGCAUAUCAAUUUGUGGUAGUUUUCAAUAAAUCAUCAAUCAACGAUGAAAAAUAUUUUAACUACUAAAAGAGUUUGUUUAAUUAUUAUAUUAAAAAAAGUUAUAAAAUACAAAACUAUAUUCUACAAAUCCUACAAUUCUUGGGUCGUAAAACCUCUGAUAUGAUCGUAUUAGAGGUGGUAUGAUUUGUAUCAAGGAUGGCAAAAUACGAAUUUUGUAAGUUUCGUAAUCGAAGUUUUGUACUGUGACGCAUACUUUAAGAGUCCUAUAAUUUUUGUUAAAGAAGUAUUUUUCUAACCGACCCGUCACCAACCCAUAAAAAUAACUGUAGAAAAAUUCAUGUAUUAGAAAGAAACAUAAAAAUGUCUAAGAAAAAAAUAAUGUAUGACUCAAAACUCAAAAAGUCCACAUGGAGAACUAUUUUUCUCAAAUCCAAAAUAAUUUUAAAGAUUGUACAAAUAUACAAAUCAAUAUAAAUGGUAAAAAAAUCUACCCGGCCGACGGGCCGGGCAACGAAGCUAGUGUAUUUUAUAGACUUCUAAAUCAAUAAUAUCUCAUACAGGAGAGUUUAUUAAUGAAUCCUAAAAAAAUUCAAGUUUUCCUAAAUUUUCUACCCAUCCCAUAUUCUAGGGAGAAAAAACUUUUUUCUUCCUUUUUACGUACCAACAUUUUUAUUCACUAAUAAUAAAUAUGUCCAAAUAAAAUUUUUCUACCAUUAUCUCUUCUUCGUAUGAACAUUUUUUUUUUUUUUGACAAUAACCUGUUUUUAUUAGUUGUUUAAGUUAUCCUUCUCCAAAUGAGACAUGAUGAAAACUCGAGGCCUAAAGACCCAAGAUUCUGAAGAGUCCCAAUUACAAUUUGAGUGGGCCAUUAUAUGGGCAGGUUCGUUUCCCAGUCUCUUAGUGAAGCUCCACCGUAUCUGGCCCAGAGACCUGGCCUGCUCCUUCAGUUCACUAGCUAGCACGCUCGCCGCCAGCCUCGAUUCUUCCUCCCCCUUCAUCUUUUGGAUAUCGGUUUGACAGUCACUCUCUACCAUCGCCGACAAGAAUCCAUGUCGUUCCACCAUCUGCUACCCGAAAUCCAUCGUUCGGAGCUCAGCAAUUUCCGGUGGCCACUGCCUUCGCUCCCGCCUGACCGCCGCCAACAGGAAUUUUCCAGUCUCAUCGCGAACCACCAGCCCCAGUCCCGUUCCCUCCCCCGGCAGUAGUGCAGCAUCAACAUUUUAAGAAUCUUUAAUUGAUAAAGGUUUCAAAUUUGCAAACAUUUUAGUUUUACACUUAAGUAAAAUUUCAUUGAAAUGAAGGUGAUUGAGAAAGAAUCUAUUCAUGAUAAAGGUAGUGAAUUCAGAAAUAGUGAUAGUGAGUAGUGACGUUGUUGAGAAGAAGAGAUAGACUAUUGAUGGUCGAUAGAAAAGUUUUAGUGAUGAAUAUGAAACUACAAUUAUAGAUAGAUAUUAUGAUACAUGUGAUAAAACAAUAGCAAAGAAGUUCAAAAGAAAAAUUACAGUAAUUUCUUACAUCAAGAAGUAAAUUGAAGUGUUGUUUAUAAAGUUUUUUUAAGAGUUAGUUCCCUUUCGUGAGUUCUAUUUUUUAUUUUCUGUAAGAACUUUCGUUGAUGAACCAAUUAUCAUAUAAAAAAACUCUAUGAUGUAUGCUCCUUUUGUCUUUUUCCAUUAAUUGAAUAGUUCAAAUUAUUUGACUUUUGAUAUCAAUAAAAAUAUAUAUUGCUUCGUACAAUUACAAUUGUUAGUUAUGUGUUUGAAGUAAUGUAUCCGGCCAACGAGCAUGGUACUUUUGUUGAUGAACCGGUUAGCAUAUCAGAAAACACUAUAAUGUGUGUUACUUUUUAUUAUUAUUUAAUAGAAUGGUAUGGAUCUUUUGACUUUUGAUAACAAAAAUAUAUUUUGCUUGAUACAAUAACUAUUAUCGUGUAUGGGUUUGAAAUAAUGCGCCCGACCAACGGGCCGGGUUCGAAUCUAGUAUAAAAUUCGUACAUGUAACUUUCUAAAUCUCUUUGCAAGAGAUGAGUAAAAAACAAUAAUUAAAGAGAAUUCAUCAAUAAUUUGUGUGAACCGUAAACAUUGAUAAAUUUUCUAAAAUUCC